AUGCCGAAACAAUCCUUGGAGUUGAUUGACUACUUGGGCCCCGUCGCCGCGGCCGUUAUCUUCUUCUCGACCAUGUUCAUCUUGUCGGUAACGGUCAUCUUGUGGUGCUUCGUCACUCCCAACGACGACAAGACCGUGUUUGCUAAGGUAAGUUGCUUUUAUUUUUUAAUUGUUGAAGAUUGUUGUUAAUUGAAAGUGCUACUAAAGAUUCUAGAACAUUUCAAGUUUUCGUGGUGGGACUUAUUUUAAAAUACGAUUUUAGGUUAUAGAGGUUCAAAUUCAUGAUUCUAUAUUUACAUAAAGUUAAAUUUGUGUAUUUCAUGAAAGAUUUGUUAUUUUGCCAUGUUUUCGUGGUGUGACCUAAAAAGAACAAAGUAACUGCCGUAUUUUACUGUAAAAAUUAUCUUAUUUUGUCAUAACUUAUAGAAAAAUAAUAAAAACUUUAAUUUCAGUACGGUCUUGGCCCACAACCCAAAAACCCCCGAACAUACCAACGCGACGGUAUUCUCAAGGAUUAG
Bursaphelenchus okinawaensis is the source of this 518-nucleotide messenger RNA. The record is from the annotation of a GenBank genome assembly. NCBI's taxonomy places the organism in Eukaryota, Metazoa, Nematoda, Chromadorea, Rhabditida, Aphelenchoididae.